Messenger RNA from Hypoxylon fragiforme, 1788 nucleotides. RefSeq lists its product as uncharacterized. The transcript has a single exon. NCBI's taxonomy places the organism in Eukaryota, Fungi, Ascomycota, Sordariomycetes, Xylariales, Hypoxylaceae. The record is from RefSeq and is a predicted model, not a curated record. Bases 1 to 1788 code for a protein of 595 amino acids.
AUGGAUGACACCUCUGAACUCGUAUCGGACCUUCUCCAGAAGGUUGCCGAGCUUGAUAAUAAGGUUCAAGAAUACCGCCAGGACAUGGCCCAAGAGUUUCGUCGAUAUCUACAAGGCCGAUUGCGAAAUCUGCCAGGACAUGUUUCUUCCAGAGUCGAAAACUUGCUUGCUCAACAGCUACAAAAUUAUCCUGCCUUAGGUCUUAGUCUAGACCAUGACUUCAUGGUUGAGCUACAGGCGGAAGCUGGGGAAACCACCCCAGACGAAAAAACGUGGUCUUCUGUAGGACACUUAUCACCGCCGACUUCGCCGCAAAGCCCUAGUAUUUCGGAUGACGCCCCUCGGAGUCCACAUGAACGAGAACACGAAUUCCACGGUCUGUUCACACCGAGCUAUCUUCCCCUGCUUGAGGCCGUGCAGCGACCCAGCCCGACACCAACUAUCCUAUCACCUCAAGUGCCUAAAGUCAAGGAGUCUAACAACAGUCAAGACCCCUCACCUAUUACUUUAGGCAAUGUCGAUUUAUCACGGCCAGAUCCCGUUCGACGUCACACCGAAGACACCAUCUCCUCAGUUGCAUCUGACGACAGUGCAGCGCGAUACCGAAGAAGUGCCUUGCGCCGCUCAUCAAGUUCUUCCACCAAGGCUCAGAGUCCUAGGCGGGUACGAUUUGACGUAGAAGGGGAAGAAGUUCUGCCUACCUCAUCACCCCCUGUCUCGCCUCGAACCCUGGAUCAUCCGUCAGGCAACCCCACUAGUUUGCUAGAUGAGUCAUACAAUACCAUUGUCAUCAGCGAAGAUUCCGAUCUAUUCGGCAGCUCUCCACCAAUGCCCAAAAAGAUUACUUCGACUGAUCGACUGAAGGCUAUGGCAAGGAACUCGACUGAGGAUACGUCUAAGUGGGAAGUCGUCGGUAGCCUAGAACCCACAGAUGACGAUGAGGAAGACGAGUUAGUCAUGGCUAGCAUAAAUGGGCGAAAAAGCAAUGACGCAUACCACAAUGCGACCAGCCUCCCAAUCCCCGGAAAUACGGCAUAUAUAAAUGACUCGCGCCUUCCGACCCAGCUCGGCGCUCCUUUGGCAGCUGUGAGAGAAGUCGAAGAAAACGAGGACGCCAAUAAGACUACUGGUGUUGACGAGCUUCUCAUGCCACCAUUAAGCUCCUUCAAGGGAAAAAAACGAUUCUCGCCGUCGCUUGAAAAAUCUGCUGAAUCAAGUUCAAAAGCUUCUGAGUCGCAAGAAGUAGAAAAGGGCGAGUUUCAAUCAUCAGUGCCAUCCAAUUUCGUUGGCGAACCAGUCCUUGACGAGGAAGACAUGUUCGAGUUCGAGGAUAAUCCAAGCGUAUCGAGUAGCAAAGCUGAUGAAGCCAAAUCAAAGAAAUACAUCGACGAGGAAGAAGACGCAAACGAAGAAGAAGCUGAUGUGACACCCCUUGCUGAGAAGGCGGUCUUAUUUUCUACUUCUCCUGGGAUUCCCGUCGUUAAACCCGCUACUCCCACACCCGCCUCGUUACCUUCGCACCAUACAGUUGCAUCGGCGGGGUCGUACCGUGGCAAGCCAUUUUCAAUUGGCGUAAUUCGCGAUCCGGAACUGCAUAAGAAGGCUGCCGAGAUGGGUGAUUUCUACACAUUCGUUGGUAGCGUUGAUGGGAGAAGUGGGGUCGAUGAUAGCAGCUAUAAGCCUGAUAUGACCUACUUCAAUGGCACACCGAGGAGCCUUAGCGAGCGCUUGAUGAUGGAGGAUUUAGACGAGACCCGUCGAAAUACAAAAGCAAACGAGCGCGAUUAA